Messenger RNA from Trypanosoma cruzi, 414 nucleotides. Its product is annotated as glyceraldehyde 3-phosphate dehydrogenase, putative. Bases 1 to 414 code for a protein of 137 amino acids. The record is from RefSeq and is a predicted model, not a curated record. Lineage: Eukaryota; Euglenozoa; Kinetoplastea; Trypanosomatida; Trypanosomatidae. The transcript has a single exon. Gene Ontology annotation, molecular function: oxidoreductase activity, acting on the aldehyde or oxo group of donors, NAD or NADP as acceptor.
AUGGCGUGGCGUUCCCGCCGGAGUAUGACCCCACGCGGCGGUCGCGGUGCGGCGUGGAAAAUCGUCCCGUCCGCCACCGGAGCGGCCAAGGCGGUUGGGAAGGUUAUUCCCGCGCAGGACGGCAGGCUGACCGGCAUGGCGUUCCGUGUGCCGACUCCCGGCGUGUCGGUUGUCGACCUCACCGCGCGCCUGGAGAAGCCAGCGACAUACGAGCAUAGCCGCGCCGCCAUCAAGGCAGCCUCUGAGGGGGAGCCGCGAGGCAUUCUUUGCCAAACGGAGGACGAGGUUGUUCCCAGCAAGACGCAGCUGGUCCGGGCGCUGGUUUUGAUGCCGUCAGCCCCGCGCCAACAACGACGACCCCGUGAGGGAAACAUUGCUGGCUCCUGGCUUCCCCCGACAAUACGGAGCAAUUGA